Dendronephthya gigantea is the source of this 12756-nucleotide messenger RNA. RefSeq lists its product as uncharacterized. NCBI's taxonomy places the organism in Eukaryota, Metazoa, Cnidaria, Anthozoa, Malacalcyonacea, Nephtheidae. The transcript is spliced from 15 exons. Bases 1 to 12756 code for a protein of 4251 amino acids. The record is from RefSeq and is a predicted model, not a curated record.
AUGGGAACAGAUGCUUUGUUGAAUGUUGCCCAAGGCGAUGAAGAAACAUUGCUGGAAUUAAAGUCUUUAGGAAUAUUAGUGGAACCGUGUGAUCGUCAAGGAUCGACUGCUGAGAAGAAUCCUGAAAAAAUCAAACUGAUUCAGAAUGAAGAAAAUAACCCUGCUGUUUAUAAUACGAAUGAUAAUCCUGAGGGGACAUGUUUAGUUCAAGAAGAUGGACAGCCAGAAGCUGAUAUUAACAGGAAUACAAUUAAAUCUUGUGACAAGAACUUGGCUACUGACACGGUUGAGGGUAGUGGCUAUCGUAAACUACCCGACUCUGAACCUUUGUAUGCAUCAGAAAGGAAUCAACAGAGUUUUGUUCAAUCUGUUCCUUCUGUGAACUAUCUGAGUAAUGAAAAUAUCUUGAUUGGUGGCUGUAGUGAGCCUAGUGACCAUGAAAUGUCACAAGAAGGUGCAAAAGACCAGGUUGAAUCCUUUAUGAAUCAGAUAAAAGAUUCAGAGCAAUUUCUGGAUCUGAUAGAGAACAGAGUUCUAGAGUUGAACAACGACAAGGAAAGUCUAGAAGUCGAAGAGCUUUUAGCAGAGUUUUGUUGUCGAGACCAAGAUUUUGAGAACGUUUUAGAAACUGGUAUGGGUUUGGUUCGUGAUAUCUCAGAGGAUGAAAAGUUUGGUGUGGAAGAAAAGAUUGUGGUGGUUGAAGGUCGAUGGAACGACCUAAAAGAAGAGCUUGUCAAACGUAAAACAACAAUUGAAACAGUUUUCAUGCUUGAGAAUUGUCUCAAGAAGUUUGAGAAAUUUGUUGAAGAGGUAUCUGAGUUUGUGUCUGGUAAAGAUGCUAAUACUGAGUGGUUAUUCACGGACGAAGAGGCUGGUUGUAUUGUUGACUGUUACCUGGGUAGGCUUGAACGUGAACAGGUCGCUUUGAAAGGUUUGAUUGAAGGAACGAAGCACAUUCUGUCCAAUGCUGCUGGUGAGAGUAUCGAGGAACAGUUAAAUCAGGUUUCUAAGACACAAAUGGAGCUUGCAAAUAAUUUACUUGAGAAGAAAGCAAUGGUAGAACGGUGGGUUGAAUUUUCCCUGUCUCUUGAAGGCGUUGAGUGCGAAGUGGAAGCACUUACAGCUGAAUUCGAAGAUCUCGUGGAAGGGGAAGAUAGCGAGUUCAUAAUGGAGAGACAUCUUAACGAGAGUCGUGUGCAUAUGUUGAAGAUACUCCUAGGAAGUUUAGUGGGAAAACAAAACAAACUUCGUGAAUUGUCCGCUGAGUAUAAAGAUGUGCUCAAUUUCAGUAAAGAUUGUGAUGAAAAGGUGAAAGAACAUGAGACAACUAUUUCUAAGAAAAUAGAACUUGUUUCAGAGAAACUCGAAAAGCUAGAGAGUUAUCUGGAUAGCUUUAAAGAACUCGAGUUUGAAACAAAUGAACUACAAGUUAAAGUAAAAGAAGCUGACAAAGCCUUGACGACGUUUGGCCAAUCCACGUGUGCUGAAGUUCGCUCAAGAACUACUCCACUCGAGCAACUUUCUGAAAUCAAGCAUUUGGAGGAAAAUAUAUUGAAACUAGAACCGCGCGUCAAGUUAGUAAAAGAGAAGAGUUUGGAACGGUUAGAUCAGCUGGAUUAUGAGAAUUCUGGUUACUGGUUUCAAGAAAAUAUCAAGUGUUUGGUGGCCAGCUACGAGAGAGCAAGAACGCGCGUCAGGAAGAACGUAAAAUCGAUUGAAAGCUGUGUUUCACUGAAGGAUAAGUUCGAUUUGAAGUUCCUGGAAAUCUCAGCGUUCCUAGAAAAGGUUGAGGAGUAUUUAAAUGAAGAUGAAGAGAUUCCAGGAAACUUUGAUGUGACUGCAAAGGAGGUUGCUCUCGUAAGUGGAAGAAGGUUUUUAGAAGAGAUGGCACUGAAGGAAGAUUGUUUGCGUGAGUUGGUGGAGAUGAGUGAAAGCGUGAGUAAUGAAGAUGAGGAUGAAAGAGAUGUAUUGCAGUUGAGGGAGAGGUUUAAUAUCAGACUCAAAGAGCUGAAGAGGAAUGUAGACUGCCUGGAUGUGACAUUGCAGUGUUACAAUGACUUUGAGGAGAAAGUUGAAGAAUUGUCUUCGCUCAUGUACGAAGUGCAGGGCUUUCUCUAUGGCGAAGGUGUUGAAACAAGAGGACUGGAAGAUCUGUUGGAACUGGGAAGGUCUUGCUUGGAGAACGUCGAAAACAAGGAAGGAACUUUGAUAGAAUUAAAGAACAGAGUUGAGAGGCUGACUGAAAGUUUUCGUGAGGAGGAGAAGGAAGUUAUCAUCGCAGAAUUGGGAAGUCUGGAAGAGAAGUUGGCUUUUUUAAAAGCGACUGUUUUGCAGAGGAUGGAAUGUCUUGAGGCUCUUGCGUCGCGACACGAUGUGUACAAGAACGAGCUGAAGGAAGUUAAGAAAUGUAUUUCAUCUUUGGAACAGGAAACAGAGACAAGGGAUGGUUUGGUGCCUAAAAAGGUAAAUGAAAAUGUAGACCCCGUAAGCCUUCAACGAAAUGGAAAAUCCGACAGCGUUUUAACAGUGAAAAAAGCAGAAGAAAGUUGGUUGGAAAAACUCGAGGCUUUCCGAGCACGGCUUCAAAAUUUGGACAAGAUGAAGACGGAAUUACUUGAGGAGACACAGGAGAGUAACAUCGACCUCGGCGGCGCCUCGCUGGGGCUUGAACCACUCGAACUGACUGUUGCAGAUCUUGAAAGAAUCAACGAAAAGAAAAUUAAAGAACUUAGAGAACAUGAAGAACAACAGGAAAUGAUUUCAAGAAAGGUGUCGGAGUUUGAGGAAGAAUUAGGACGACUUAGGAAUGAAGUUGAAGAGAAUAAAGUGGGUCCGAUCAUCGUCGAAGAAACGAUGACAAAAACCAAAGUAUUGCUACAAGAAGUUGACACUACUUUGGCAAGCGUUGCUCCAAAACAGAGAUACUCCGUUGAAAGUAUUCAGUUGAUUGAGCGAUUGGAAAAUAUUCGAGAUAAUUGCAUAGAAAUUAAGAGGCACCUGAUUCGAGUUGAUCCGAGUAUUGCGCGAUUAAGUGAAGAUCAAAUAAGCAGUGAAAGCGGAUGUCAAGUUUUGACUGUCGUAGCUGAAAAAGAUGGACAGCAAGACAUUGCUGGAGAUGAAGUAAUUCGUGAAGACAUCCAACCGACAGCUAACGUUGCACAAAGAGAUAUUUCCAAUGUCGUCAUAACUACUGAUGCGACUGACGAAGAUACAACUUUAGAAGGAGAGGGUGAAGGCCUACAACCAAAUAACUCGAUUGAAGAUAAAUCUGAUGAAAAUGCCAAACACUUCCCGUCGGAGAAACUGAUCCAACAACCCAAAGUGAAGAUUGAAAGUGUUGCUUUUGAGAUCUUGCAAAGCGAAGUCGAGUCCUUGGCCAACGACGAGGAGGUCAUGGCAAUUAUAAUUUCAAACUCUGAACAAACGACUGGAAAUUUACAUAAAGAACUUGAAGCGGCACAAGCAAAGCUUGAAUUACUUCAACAGAAAGAACAACAACUGCAGAGCAUUAGUUCACAAGCUGAAGGCAUGUGGGCAACUAUUCCAUCCGAGGGACAGAAAAUAUGUCAGGAGAAUAUCGUCGAAAUUGAGGAGAAGCUUUCGACUGCAAAAGAAUGUUUGUUUACGCGGAUCAAGAUGCUUCAACAGUGUGCACAGACAAAGGAAAUGCUGGAGCAAAAUAUAUUAGAAUGCCACGACGUGCUAGACGCUGUAGGUAAAUUACGUGAGCCAGCAAUGGUGAGGGAAUUUCUUGAAGUGCUCAGAGAUCCAAACAGUUGCUUCGAGAAUGCAACCAGGUUGUCUUUUGCUUUGAGUGUUGUCGGUGGUAUUGAAGAGGAAGAAUGCUUUCCCAAGGAGCUUGAGGAUCUGCGUGAGAGAUGGGAAAAUGCCAUGAAAGAUUUAGAACAACGAAUAAGCGGGGAGGUUGGGAUGGAAUUGGAAAGCAAGAGUAGCAAAUACAUAAGUGAAAAAGGAGUAGAUUUAAAACAGGAUCCUCCAGGAGAACUUGUAAAAGGAGUUGCUGACAUGGGAUGUCAAAGCGAUGGAAAUUCUUUGAUGUUGACUGAAUACAAGGACAGUGUUAUUGAACAGGAAAGGGAGAUUGAUGCGGAUUCCUUAGAAGAUGCGGCAGAAAUAGAAAAUCUAGUCGCUGAUCAGGAAUCAGGAGAAGCUGAUGAUGGCACAUUAAUGGUAAAUGGUCUUAACGAAGAAGCUGUAAUACAACCGCAAGUUAAAGAGGUUGCCGGGCCUGAAAAUGUAAUCCAGAAAAGGUCUUCAUCAUUCAAUGAACGCAAGGGGAGUGGUUUUGAAGAGGCUGAAAUCGAUGUUUAUUUCAAAGAAGGUACAGCAGAGCAGCGAGUAGUUGAGGUGGCUGAGCUGAGUACUCUCUCAACGUUAGAGGAAGAGAAAGCCAAAGAUAUCAAAGAGGAGAGUGAAAGUGUCGUGAUUUCUGAAGUAGCUUUAGCAGAACAGCAAGUGACAGACAGUUCAAUGUUGAACAAACACAAUGAUUUUGAUUCGAGAUAUGAGGGUGGAAAUGACGUAGGCUCUAAAGACGAUAUAACUGAACCUGCGAACGAAGGUUGUGAGACGGAAGAGGUUAGGUCCGAUAUAAAUCUUAGACAAGAGGUUUCAGGUAAAAAUCUUACCCAAGGAGAUAGUUUAAAGAAUAUUACCUUUGAUGAAAACACCGGUGAAGACUUUACUCGUAAAAACGACAACCAAGACGAAACCGCCAAGGAUGAAUUUACACAAGAGGACAUUAUUGAACAUGGAAUCAACGACGAGAGGUUAGGUUUAGUUGUCAAAGACGAAGCUGGACUAUCUGACCUGAGUCGAGGUCGUAUUCUACAACAAGGAACUGGACAAGAGAAAGUAAUAACGGAAGUUGUUACCCCGGAUGAAUAUACCUAUAAAGAAAGUAAAACUCAGAGUGAAUUUACCUCGGAGGAAUUGUCUCAGAAUAAUAUUACUUUACUAAAUGUUUCCCAAAGAGAAAUUCGCCAUGAACUUCAUGUCACUCAAGACAAAGCAAUUCAGGACGAAGUCGCUGAGAAAGAAAUAGACAAAGGAAUGACAAACGAGAAAAAUGAAGCUGUUGGCAGAAGCGAUAUCGUGGACGAUGUCAGCCUCGAUGAAAACAUACAAGAACGUGUUACACGAGGAGAAAUGGCUCCAGUGGAAAGUACUCAGCAAAAGAGCGAUCAAGGAGAGUUCAUCCAAGGUGAGGAGUCCCGGGAUAUCAUUCUCAGACAGGAAGAGACGCUCGAUUUAAUUUGCUCACGGGUUCCGCAGCAAAAUUUCGACUACGGAAGAAAACGCACGAGUGAAGUUGCAGAUGAAGAGAACAUUCAAAAUCAAUCAUUCAGAAUCAUUGACGCUGGAGUUGUUGAACAAGAUACCCAGGAUGAAAUUGCUCAGGUUUCAGUUUCCCAAGCCAAGAUUAUCGCAGACAACAACAUCCAAAGCAAACCCAUAACAGAUUCAAACCAUAUGCUGGGAACUGAUAGACAGAUCACCCCAAAACAACCUGCCCUAGAUGAUGUUUCUGAUAUCGAAGGUCGGCAAAAUAAUUUCAACGAAACAGGUGGUCUCUCUCCUCGCGCGAUUGUUGACAGCAAGAUACAGAUACAGGAUGACAAGAUACAGGAUGACAAAAUAGAGGAUGACAAGAUACAGGAUGACAAGAUACAGGAUGACAAAAUACAGGAUGACGAGAUACAGGAUGACAAAAUAGAGGAUGACAAGAUACAGGAUGACAAAAUAAAGGAUGACAAGAUACAGGAUGACAAAAUACAGGAUGACGAGAUACAGGAUGUCAAAAUAGAGGAUGACAAGAUACAGGAUGACAAGAUACAGGGUGACAAGAUACAGGAUGACAAAAUACAGGAUGACAAGAUACAGGGUGACAAAAUACAGGGUGACAAGAUACAGGAUGACAAAAUACAGGAUGACAAGAUACAGGAUGACAAAAUACAGGAUGACAAAAUACAGGAUGACAAAAUACAGGGUGACAAGAUACAGGAUGAUAAGAUACAGGAUGACAAGAUACAGGAUGAUAAGAUACCGGAUGACAAGAGACAGGAUAAGAUACAGGAUGACAAGAUACAGGAUGACAAGAUACAGGAUGACAAGAUACAGGAUGGCAAGAUACAGGAUGAUAAGAUUUUCAUUGAAAAAACAAAAGGGUCUUCAAAUGACUACGAGAAAGUUGUGGAACUAGACUUCAAAGAUUUUACAAUUCCUUCAUUCUUUGUAGCAAGUCAGAAAGAUACUCUCCAGGAAACGAAAGCGUUGAAACUAGAAGAAGCUUUGGACACGAUAAGCAAAGUUAGCAGUGAACUAGCAAUGAUUAAAAAUGUCAGCCGCAUUCAAAAAAUUUCACCAGAAAAUUUGCUUGAGUAUGAACGGAAGUCUUUAAAUGAACUUCGAAGUAUUUCAAAGAAACUCGAGACAAUAGCGUCUGAGGAGUUUAACUUGGAUUCGGUUGAGAUGGAUAAGAAAACUCUCCUGAAUAAUCUUGUUCGGGAACAGCAACAGGAGUUGGCGAGAGUUCGCGAGGCUUUAACUAAUCGUGUGAGAAAAAUUAAAAGAUUUUUCGAAAUGAAAUCGACGAUGAAGGAUAAAAUUGAAGGUAUGAAUGUAGUUCUUGAAGAAGCAAUAUUCCUGGAAGAAGACGAUUGUGAUUCUAGGGAACAGAAAGCUGAGAAGAUGACGAGGAUAUUGAUCGGAGGUGAUGAUCUUGCUGAAGAAUUUGUUGAUUGUAUGGCGUCCUUAACAAGCGAUUAUCCAUCGUUGGAUUUAAGUUACGCGGGACAAAUACACGAGCGAUACCAAGCGAGAAAAUCUGAGCUCACGAGGAUGUUAGAUGUGGCGAAAAAACAACUUGAAGAAAAAGAAAAUCUGGAGGAUAAAAUAGACCUUUGUUCACAAUGGUUGGUUGAAAACGAGAAAGAUAUUUUGAAAGGAGAGAUUAACGAUACAGAUGUUGAUGUUCUUGAAAAAGCUAUCAAUGAUUUGGACGAGUUUCUGGUAGUUUUAGAUGGAAAAAUUGAAUAUUUUCAUUCGUAUGCCACAAGAGAACGGCUAUUUCUGGAUAAUUUACCAACACAAGAAAAGGAUGUUUUGUUGACGAAGGUGAAUAACUUGGAAAAACGUUUAGCAGAAGCUCGAGGACUUGUGUUAAAGAGAAUAGAAGAUGUAAAAAUCCAGGUUGAUAUUGUAAGGCAUAGGAAUACGGUAGAUGCUUGUCAGAUAUGGCAAGAAAAAGUGAAAGAUGCUUUAAAUUCUUCUGGUAAAAGCUCAGAAUGUGUUUUUACCGAACUCUCAGACUUGGUGAGUGAGGGUGAAGAAUUGAUCGAGAAUGUGAAGUCUUUGCGACAGCGUUCAGUUGAAGACCAGGAGCUGGUUGAAUCUGCAAAAGAAGUUCUUCAAACAGCAAAAGAAGUGAUGGAGACUAUUUCUAGAAAAGAAGAAGCGAUAAAACAGCUCUCGUUCGAGGUUUCAGAACUCGAGAGUCGCAUUCUUGUUUGCUUUGAGCGAAAUGAGAACACUGACGAAAUUGAGAUUUUGAAGUUCGAGGAGGAAAUCGAAAAUGCUCGCGAAAGGCUUCAAAAUAUUUCCAACCAAAUAAAAUCAGGAGCUCCCCACCUUGAAGCGUUUCCUGCUAAUCCAAGAGAGAAUGAAUUACUUCAGAGAAGCGAAGAUCUUUUGAAUGAAAUCAAAGAAAGGAAUGACAGGCGUUUGUUGGAGGAGAAUCUAGAAGACUGCAAGAAAACCUUGGAGAAAGUUGAGGAUAUUUGCAACAUGCCUGUGACGUUUUGUUUGGAUGUUGUCAAGAUGAAAAAGGACUUAGCUGAAAUGGGAAAAAUUUCACUUGAGUUGAAAGAUAAAGAAGCGAAAUUACAAAAGGUGCAACCAUUAGGUAAUGAACGAGUGGCUGAGGUGUUUACAAGCUUGCAGGAACUUGGCGAGGAACUGGAAAUGAGGGAAGAGAAGAUGGCUGAGUUUCUCUCAACAUUACGUCAUGUGUUGAGGUCUAUCCAAGAACUAGAACACAUCACUCAGGAUGAGAAUGGAAACGAUUGCGAUAAUGAGGAAAAAAGCAAAAACCUGAAAGAAAAAAUCUCUCAAGUUGAUCGUGUUAAACAGAGAGUUGAUCAGUUAUGUUCGCUACCUCAGGAGGAGAAGGAUGUUUUACAUAAACAAAUAAACGCGUUGGAAAGCGACAUUAAAUUCAAAAUGGAACAGCUUGAAAAUGGAAAGAGAUCUAAAGGGUUCGGUCGUAGACUUGAAAAUGUGAGAGAUAAGAUCGCAGAAAUAGAAGAAAGGUUGAAUGAAUUUGGAAAUGACAGAAAGGCGUUUAGUGACCAAUUCGCGCUUGUCUCGGAAGAGGUUGGCAAGAUCGUAGAGGAAGGGGAAUUGCUAGUAUCUAGCGGCAACACAGACGCCGAUGGUCAGCUAUCAGCGAAGCUUCAAGAUGUCAGAAGACGUUUUUUACGGAUACAAGAGCUGGUGGAGAAACAGGACGAUUGUUUUGAAAGAUUCGAGGACGCCGUCGCGGAGUACAAGCAGAAAUUCGAGGCAGUCAAAUGCAGGAUAUCGCUGUCCGGUUUUGAGCAGCAGACCGGAGUCCCGCGUUCCUUUGUUGAGGAGAAAAAUGAACUAACUUUGCUUGAUGAAAAUUUCCGAACGCUACAAGCCCUUGGUAGAGAAAUUAGAUCGUCUGUUUCAGAAGAGCAAAAGAACAGAAUAGAUUUGUUGCUGAGCGAGCUUAGAACUUCGUUAAAGAUGGUAAAGGCCAGGAUAUCUGGGGAGUUAGUGGAUGAAAAUGAACAUGUAGGGGAAACGAGGGAUACUAAGGGUUUCGGUAUGGAUAUUAGUCACGCUGUGAGGAGAGGGGAGGAUCGCAUGAUCGGUGCCAUGCGGCUAAGUGAUGAUAGCGAUGUGGAUAAUGAGGAACAUCGUGUGUUGGCAGGUAGUAGUGAUGGAUCACAAUAUGGAUCAGACAGUGGUAUGGGGGACUCUCUUAUGAAUACUUUCGCCAGUGAGGUCACUGACGGACCUAGUAAGACACCCACAGUGUCGCCAGUCCAUAAAGAAGGAUGCUCUGAGGCAUGUGGAAGUGUGGAUACUGUAUGUGAGGAUUCUCCUGUGAACAAGAGCAGGAUAACAGAGCAAUUUGCUCAAGCUAGGUCUGGAAAGUACAGUGAAGGCAGACAAGAUAACCCCACACGGACAUCGCAGGAUAUCGAUCUUAUAGGCCAGGUAGAGAUUUUGGGUAGUAUUGAUGAAGUCUCGCCCAGUGACGCGCCAGGAAUACCAAGAAAGAACGAGCAAUCUAUGGCUGGUGUUAUUCAAUCGCAUGAUUGUGUCAUGAAUGCUAUAGGUGAUGAUGAAAACGUCGAUGACGGGAAGUUUGUACUAAAAGACAUCACUCAGAAUGUACCUCCGGUGAGCGACGGUGACACGACUGUUCCGAGUUCAGAUCUCCCGAGGGACGGUAAUCUGAUGAAAAUUGAUGAAGAUUCUGAUAACGGUUCCUUAGAAUAUCUUGUUCAAGAUAACCUGUUCAAGAUGAUUCCUGGAAAAGAUUCGCAAACGCAGAAUGACAUUAGGCUGGAUAACUUAGAUGCUGAAACAGUACAGCUCGAAAACACAGAUCAGGCAAGCUCUGAUUCACGUCCGUUCAUUCCAGUAGGAUUCUUAGAACCAGAACCUAUUACCUUCGACAAAACUCAGGAGGCGUCCUCCCUCCCGGAUUUUAAGCCCUCCGAUCAAACACCCUACGAGAUGAAAAUCUCGAGACAUUCACUUCAUGACAUAUCACCCUCGGAACAAACUGCCUCGGAAGAUUCGCUCUCCGUGCAAACAUCCUCGGAAGAUUCCUCCCCGCAGAAAUCCCCCCAGAAAUCUCGAGUUCACGAUAUCGACGAAGAGCUACUGCUGCGAAAUCGUGCAAUCCAGGAUCUCCAGCCUGAUGAAGAGUUGAGAGAGGGGCAGAACUUGGAGACGGAGUAUCCCCUUGUCUCCUCUGCCCCUCCUCCCAUGAAGACCGUUGAGGAAUUCGUAGAAGAACCUGAUGAGCUGUUUCAAAGAUUGGUCGACAUCGAGGUAAUGCUAAAACCACAAGAAAAUGAAGAAGAGAAUCUUAAGUCGGCGCUUCUGAAACAUGUCGCACUCUGUGUUGAGAUGAAAAACAUUCAAAGCAAAAUAAACACCAUCAACAGGCAUGGGCCGUACUUCAUGAAGAAAGCACGAAGUGGCUUACGCGAGAUCUUGGAAGAGAGACUGCGGGCUCUGAAUAAACAGUGGGACAAGCUUCAGGGUCACGCCACAGCGAGACAGAAAGAUUUAGAGCAACUUGUGCAAGACAAAGCCGAUAACGAGUUGGUCGCUGGUGAAGACAGUUCUUUGAGUUCUCUUCGAAAUAAUACAGCAUUGCUUAGUUCGCUGUAUUUUAAUACCGAAAAUGAGAGUAUCAAGCGCCUGCUGAACAAACUCGGUUUAUUCUCUGGCCAAUGCGACGAGGAAGAUGACGAAUCACGCCGCCAUUUUGAUGACGAUUUCCUCGACUACCAAUCGGCCUUUCACGAUCUAUUUGAAUGGUUAACGGCCGUGGAAGAAGAAAUUGAAAGUGUUUCCACUUCGGAGGGUGAGGUGAAGGAAAUAAAACAGCGCGUAAAGUGUCUGCAGGAUUUAUACCUAAAGAUUCAGCACAAGAAGCCACAAGUGAACGAGUUGGUGAAAAGAUCUGAAAGAUUCGUCGAUUCGUCCAGCGAGGGCAAUGAAGAACACGUGACAGGAUUACGUAAUCUAUGGCGUGACGUUAUGCUCAAAGCCUGCUCGAAGUUACGAGAUUUACAGAACGUACUUCAUGUUGUGAUGAUGAAGGCAUUGAAUGUCAACAAUAAAGAAGACUUCUUAAAAACUCUGUCAGAAUGUCAGCGCGAUGUUAAAGAUUUGUUGCAAAGGUUGCAGGAGUGUUGCACAGGCGAUACAAGUGAUGAUCCCGCAGUUGCAGCAGCCCAGUAUCAGGUGUUCGCCUCCGAAACUGACAGGCUAACAAAACUUUUGGACGUCUUGCAAACGUCUUUACAUGUUGAACAAAAUACCACCGCUUUGAAAGAACUUUCUGAUCAAAUGACAGUCGUGAAAACUCAACUAGAGUCGUGGUGGAAGAACCUAAACGAAGCUGGAGCUUUGGAAACUAUUGUGGAAACCGACACAAGGAGGGAGGUCAACGUGUCAGAAUCAAUCCCAGAAGAGCUGAGAUCACCUCGAAGCAGACCCAAGACUUGGCCUGACCACAGCACCUUGCUAACGCAGGUUCUGGAAGAGGUGAAGAAGUUCGAGGAUUGGUUGAAAACCGCUGAAGAAAACCUCCAGAUUUUCAUCGGAAUCGCUAUUCCACAAACUCUGAACGAAAUGAAAUCAAAACUGAAAGAAGUUCAACUUGCAGCGAGAAACAUCAACAACAAGAUCACCGAAAUGGAGUACACCCUCGACAGCCUAAACACUUUGAAAGACGAGUCAGGAUAUCCCGAACUCUGUGAGAAAUGUCAAUCCUGUUUAACCCAUGCAAAGGAACUGAAGUCUCGCUCAGAUACACGAACUGACGAAUUGAAAGAGAUUCGCUACAAAUGGGAGCUGUUUGAAAGCCGCUUUGCGGAGAUGAUUCAUUGGCUGGAAAAAACUCGAAGUAUUCUUAUUCUACCUUUGAAAGAAAGGGACGAGGAUAGCGUCGAAUUUGUUUUAGGGAAAUUACUAAAAGUUCGCGAAAUAGAAAAGAAAUUAUCGGAAAAGGUUAUGGUGAAAGACGACCUUCUACGACAGGGGGAACACGUCCACGCGAGGACCGAGGCCGCUGGAGUGAACGUGAAAAUCGAACAGUUGAGGGAGGAGUGGACCGGGAUUGAAAGUGACCUCGGUAGAGAGCGCGGAAGGCUUGAGAAAGUCAUGAGACUAUGGAAAGAUUACGAUAGAAAACAGGAGGAAAUGUACGAUUGGCUGACCGGCAUAUUGUCCUCGUUGCGUGACCUGGAACAUCGUGAUAGGAGCAUUGAGGUUGUCAAGAGACAAAUCGCCUUGAUCCAGAAACACCAUGAUGAAAUCGACAACCACAUCACUCUCAAAGAGUCAGUCGACCUCUCGUUUCAUUUUCUCGUAGACAACAUUCAAGGUGAUGUGGAACGCCUUCAAGAAAAACAGCAAAAGUUAAACUCUCAUUGGCAAGAGCUUCAAUCGUUGGUCUCGGACCGUUUCGAUGAACUGGUCGCGGUGGAGUGGACACUAGAGGUGGCAGACAUGACUGCUAACGUCGAUGAGUUGAACGUUUGUGUGGAAAACGCCAGGAGAUUGGUGCUUGCGAGAGUUCCACAGAUAGGUAGCUCGUCUUUGGAGGAAAUCAAAUCAUUGGUGGCUAGUUAUCAGAAUGCUAAACGAGAAUUGCGCUCCAAACAAGAAAUCGUCGAUGGAUUGAGGCGAAAAUCACGAGACGAAAACAUGAAGGAUGAGAAGUGUACCUCUUUAAGACAGUCGAUCGCGCAGCUCGACGAAGACUGGAAGAGUGUGACGUCAUUGCUUAACGAAAAAGAGGAGGCCGUUAAGAUCUCGUUAAAUAAAUGGAUGGAUUUCCAACGGCAGCUGACUCAUUUGGUUGACACGGAUUCGUGGUUCGCAACAAGGGAGGCAGCCAUGUCAAAAUACCAACAUAUUUCUACUGAAAAAGAUAGAAUAUCGCGGUUAGAGAUUUAA